GCUGGGCGAUACUGCGCAGAUUAGCCGGUCAGCCGGCUAGUGAUCCAUACAUAGGGUGAUUAAACUGACGCGAGUUUAAACGUUGGGGAUUGGUAAUCAUGGCCUCCGUUUUAGAUGCUCUUUGGGAAGACAGAGACGUCAGAUUUGAUAUAACGGCACAGCAGAUGAAAACUCGCCCAGGAGAGAUACUGAUAGACUGCCUUGAUUCUAUAGAAGACACCAAGGGGAAUAAUGGAGAUCGAGGGAGACUAUUGGUAACGAACCUAAGGAUCAUUUGGCAUUCUUUGGCUUUGCCAAGAGUCAAUUUGUCUGUUGGUUACAAUUCCAUCAUAAACAUCACAACAAGGACAGCGAACUCUAAACUGAGAGGUCAAACUGAAGCCCUCUACAUCUUGACCAAGUCCAACAACACUAGAUUUGAGUUCAUUUUCACAAAUGUGGUUCCCGGAAGCCCACGAUUAUUUACCUCUGUCAUUGCUGUACACAGGGCCUAUGAGACUUCAAAGAUGUACCGAGACCUGAAAUUGCGAGGUGCUCUUAUUCAAAACAAGCAGCUUAGACUCUUGCCACAAGAGCAAGUUUAUGAUAAAAUUAACGGAGUAUGGAAUUUAUCCAGUGACCAGGGCAAUCUUGGAACUUUCUUCAUAUCCAAUGUUCGAAUCGUGUGGCAUGCCAACAUGAAUGAGAGCUUCAACGUCAGCAUUCCUUAUCUACAAAUUCGGUCUAUCAGAAUAAGAGACUCAAAGUUCGGCUUGGCUUUAGUGAUCGAGAGCUCGCAGCAGACUGGAGGUUAUGUGCUUGGCUUUAAGAUCGACCCAAUAGAUAAGCUUCAAGAUGCGGUAAAGGAGAUCAACUCACUGCAUAAGGUGUUCUCUGUUAACCCUAUCUUUGGAGUGGAUUAUGAGAUGGAAGAAAAGCCCCAGCCUCUGGACGAGCUCACAGUGGAGCAGCCCUUCGAUGAUGUGGAGAUUGAGCCUGAUGAGCAGACUGAUGCUUUCACUGCCUACUUUGCUGAUGGCAAUAAGCAGCAAGACCGGGAGCCGGUGUUCUCUGAGGAGCUGGGCAUCGCCAUUGAAAAGCUGAAGGAGGGCUUCACACUUCAAGGACUAUGGGAAGUUAUGGGCUGAAAUAGCUUUUAAAAGGUUUUAAAUGUGUAUGUACUGUAAGUAUGAUCUAAAUUUCAAAAACUUUAUAAUCUUGUGUUUGUUUAUAGCGUCACAGUUUUACAGUUUUUGCAUACAAAGAUAUGACUUGUAUUAUGAAAAUAUUUGAUUAUGAUAAGUAUUUUAUAGUUAACAGAGACCAAGGCUACUGCAUAAAGAAACAUGUACCAUUAAGUCAAACAUUUGAAGUGCAAUCUGUUUUUAGGUUGUUGAACAGAAUAAAUGUAUG
Molecule: messenger RNA, 1392 nt
Organism: Lampris incognitus (smalleye Pacific opah)
Lineage: Eukaryota; Metazoa; Chordata; Actinopteri; Lampriformes; Lampridae
Gene: bbs5
Product: Bardet-Biedl syndrome 5
Exons: 12
Coding region: 99-1127 (342 amino acids)
Biological process (GO): cilium assembly; intracellular transport
Cellular component (GO): BBSome; ciliary basal body
Molecular function (GO): phosphatidylinositol-3-phosphate binding
Source: RefSeq, a predicted model, not a curated record